CGCGUACAAGGUGUACGCGUCGCCCCCAGCUCGCGUCACCUACACCGCUCGGAGUUGCUCAGAACACAUCUCCCUCUCCCUCUCCCACAUCCACCAUGGCCGACGUUGAGAUGAAACCCGUAGAUGAGGAGAAGAAGGCUGAGGAGGGAAAGAAGGAAGAAGCCAAGGAGCAGAGCGCACCUCCACUCACCCCGGUCGCGGAAAUCAAGGCCAAUGUCGCGCUCAUCGAGAGGGCCGUCUCGACCCUCGAGCCCCGCUUCAUGCAUCGCGUGCUACGCACCUUGGGCGCACUGCGCAAGAAGCUGGACGACAGCGUCCUCCGAGAGGCCAUCUCCGAGGUGUAUACCACAGAAUCACCUACCAAGAAGACAUUACUCGAAUGGCUUCCUGCAGCGCCCUCCGCAGACCACUCCAUGGACAUAGACUCCGCGCCCGCACCCAAGCAGUCUCAGCCCGAGCCCGUACCCGAAUCCGAAGUCUAUUUCCGCCUCCUCAUCCUCCACCACCUCCUCACGUCGCAGAACACGUACACGCAAGCCAUGGACCUCGCUCAUGAAACCAUUGAGCGCACGCAGUCGCUGAACAGGCGUAGCAUGGAUCCCAUCGCCGCGAAGGUGUGGUACGCUGUGGAGCGGACGUACGAACUCAGUGGUCAGCUCGCUGACGCAAGACCGCUAUUCCUGGCUGCUCAGCGUACAGCGUCCCUGCGACACGACGACGAGACACAGGCUUCCCUCAUAAACCGCCUCCUCCGAAGCUACAUCCAAUUCAGCCUGUACGACCAAGCAGACAAGCUCGUCUCAAAGACGACCUUCCCCUCAUCGGCAGGAAACCCGCAAUUCGCGCGGUAUCACUACUACCUGGGUCGUAUCAAGGCCGUUCAGCUGAAUUACACGGCGGCACACACGAAUCUGCAGCAAGCCAUCCGUAGAGCGCCGCCUGCGAAGACUGCACCUGGUUUCUACCAGGCAGUGCACAAGUUGUCUGUUGUGGUGGACUUGCUUAUGGGUGAGAUCCCAGAACGCAGUCUCUUCAGACAUCCCGUUCUCGAGAAGGCACUCAGCGGCUACUUCGAGAUUGUGAAAGCCGUGCGCAUGGGCUCCCUCUCGCAAUUCCGGUCCACGCUCUCGAAAUACGCGUCCCUCUUCGAGCAGGACAGGACGUACACGCUGAUCGUGCGCUUGCGGCAGAACGUGAUCAAGACGGGCAUCCGGCGACUGUCGCUCUCGUACUCGCGCAUCUCGCUGCGCGACAUCUGCGUGAAGCUCCACCUCGACUCGGAGGAGGACGCGGAGUACAUCGUCGGCAAGGCGAUCCGCGACGGCGUCAUCGAGGGCCGCAUCGUGCACGAGAAGGGCUGGAUGGACUGCGGCGGCCAAAAGAGUGGGUAUGGCCCCGAGGUCAGCGACGUGUUUGCAAGGCGGAUUUCGUACUGCUUGGAGCUGCACAACCAGAGCGUCAAGGCUAUGAGGUACCCGUUGAACGCGCACCGCAAGGAACUCGCUGCUGCAGAGGGUGCCCGGGAGCGUGAAAAGGAACUUGCAAAGGAGCUGCAGGAGGGCGGCGACCUUGACGAUGAAGGCCCCGAUCUCGGAGAGGGUUUCUGAAAGUGUAACGAGUCGAUAUCGCAUUGAACGGUUGAGUUCGUUUUGCUUGCACAUGAACUACUGUCCCGGACUCGUAGUCCUGGGACCCCGCCCGAGCAUCCCCCAACAUCGGUGUGUAGCCCUGGUAAUCGCCUUGACAUUGCAGGAUAAUGGCAUGUGGGGUAGUCCUCUCGGUUCGAAGAGCAGGCUUGUCGUGACCUGUCCGUUUUGCUCAGGACUGCAUGAUAAGUAUCUGUCCCGAGCGAGAGAAGUGCGAGUGUCGGCUUGAUUGAUCCGGGCACACCGCUCAUUUAGUCUAAUUGACUUUCAGCAUCUAAUAAACGCAAUGUUGUGAGAUCA
Molecule: messenger RNA, 1946 nt
Organism: Rhodofomes roseus
Lineage: Eukaryota; Fungi; Basidiomycota; Agaricomycetes; Polyporales; Fomitopsidaceae
Product: diphenol oxidase-A2
Exons: 5
Coding region: 96-1607 (503 amino acids)
Biological process (GO): ubiquitin-dependent protein catabolic process; regulation of protein catabolic process
Cellular component (GO): proteasome complex; proteasome regulatory particle, lid subcomplex
Molecular function (GO): enzyme regulator activity; protein binding
Source: RefSeq, a predicted model, not a curated record